Messenger RNA from Geodia barretti, 1754 nucleotides. NCBI's taxonomy places the organism in Eukaryota, Metazoa, Porifera, Demospongiae, Tetractinellida, Geodiidae. The record is from the annotation of a GenBank genome assembly.
UUAGCAUGGUGAAGUACGUGAAGCGAUCGAUAGCCAUAGGAGCAGUGGCCAUUUCCUUCCUCCUCGGAUUCCCGGCAACAGAAGUCGCGACGAAGUUGCUUGCGCGACUCUGGACACUGUACGGAGCGUACAUCCGCAUGUGGCUAGAGCAGCACACGGCGUUCUUCGUCGUUCUGUGUUUCCUCUGCGCCGCAGUGGUGCUGGUCUACGGCAUCAUACUUCUCCCGUUCCUCCAGCCGAAAAAGCCCUACAAGAUAGACGAAGCUGUUGACGUCAUGCUCCCACUUCAUUCGCUAAAGAACCACUUCAGAAUUAUCUGUGAGAGAGUGGACUUUGCCCAGCUGCUGCCGCAGCUCUAUCAGGACGAGAUCCUGCACUGCGAGGAAGAGAUCGAUAGAAUCCAGAGCGAAUCUUCGCAGCGAUUGAAGACUAUGCGUCUCGUGUUCAUAAUCGAGAAGAAGGGAAAGGUCGGAGUGAAAGGGAUUUAUCGAGAGUCUGGAAAGAGAGACGAGUCAUCUCGGGCAUAAGGACCUGGCCCAAGAACUCAAAAAUGAAUACCCAGAACUAUUCCCAACUCGGACUGAAGACUCAGAGAGGACUGAAGUGGAAGAGGGAGAAUCGUCAUCUUCUGAUGCAGUGAUCGAUACAACACACACAAAGUCCAAACCCAGGCUGCAUUUGGAUUCUGUUAUGGAUGUCACGUACACGUUCAAUAACGACAACGACCCCUGCCAUCAGAAACUCAUCUCCUGGGGUCUUCAAAUUUUCCCUUCUCAAACUCUCAACAACACCCUUUACAUCGCGGCAUGCCUAGUGGGAAAUUUCGAGUUUCCCCCGUAUUACGAGCUCGUCAGUCCUGUUUUCUACUUCUGGUCAAACGAGCCUAUACCGGAUUCAAUCAAGUUUGAUAUGCAGCACUCAGUCGAUGCGAAAACCCGUAAACAAGCCACCUGUUUGAGUUUUGUCUCUGCGGACGAAUCCAACGGACCACCGUUUUGCUUUACUCUCCUCAACAGAGGAGAAUUCAACCCGAGUUCUUCAUCAGGGGUGAUAUCUACGAAACCGCAGGGGCUCCUCGCGAUCGUGAAGAGGAAACUCGGGCGUCUGACCCUGCGGACUGACCCCCAGAUCAAAUACAAGGCUCAGGUCUAUUACACUUGGGACACGCCCAUGGAGUACGAGUGCACCGCCCAUUUUGUCGUCACACCGGCCACAAAGGCAUGGGAUAAGGUCCUCGAGGAGCUUUUCAAGGAGGCCAUUAAAGGAGACAAGAAAGACGUGUCAUUUGUCAAGAGCUCACUCUCAGUUGCCAUUCCGGAUGAGGGCCUGUUUGUGAAGGGAUGGAGCAUCACCUGCACUACUUCAAAGAUGAUCAACUAUGAAACCGUUGGGAAGGCAACCGACCAACUCAUUAUCCCCGAGUGCAAGUUGACCAUAAAGUGGGUGGGAGAGGAAAGAAACGAAGAGCUGCUGCCUUCAGACCUACACUGCAAUAUAAACUUCACUGGCUCGCAUCAGAAGAAGAGCGAGAGCUACUUUCAUCUGCACUCAAGAUGCAGUCAAGGAAAUGAACUAAAGGCUGGCAUUUGGUAAAAAGAAGCAACACAUCUGAAUUUCACCUCUUCCUAAGCUACCAUUGAAUGUGUACAUAAUUAUCAGAUACACGUGUGUGUGUGUGUCUAAAAGACAGUAAAAAUUAUUUUUACAAAAGCACUAAAAUGUAUUACUCAUCUGAAAUCAUUCAUAAUAAUUAU